GGGUUAGUGUUUCCGGGUUGCAGCUGGGUUAUCCUCCGCGGCCGUACUCGCGAAACUAAAGCUCGAAGGUCUCAGCCUGGGCAGCAUGGCCGGAUUCCGGUCGGGCCUCCUGGUGUUGACGACGCCGCUGGCCACCCUGGCCCCUCGUCUGGCCCCAAUCCUGACCGCGGCCGCCCGGCUGGUGAAUCACACGCUUUAUGUACACCUGCAGCCGGGCAUGAGCCUGGAAGGCUCAGCUCAGCCCCAGUCCAGCCUCGUGCAGGCCACAUUUGAGGUUCUCGAUUUCAUCACGCACCUCUACGCUGGUGCCAACGUCCACAGGCACUUGGACGUCAGAAUCCUGCUGACCAAUAUCCGAGCCAAGAGUGCCUUUGUCCCUCCCCUGCCCAGCUCCGUCCAAAACCUGGCUCACCCGCCGGAAGUGGUGCUGACUGACUUCCAGACCCUGGAUGGAAGCCAGUACAACCCGGUCAAGCAACAGCUAGAGCGUUAUGCCACCAGCUGUUACAGCUGUUGUCCACAACUGGCCUCAGUGCUGCUAUACCCCGAUUGUGGGCCUGGAGAGCUGCCCGUGGAGCCCCUGGAUGUCCCCUUACCCUCCGCCAUCAGGCCAGGCUCCCCUGUGGCCAGAUCUCCAAAACAGCCAGUGCGUGGCUACCACCGUGGGGCUGUGGGUGGCACGUUUGACCGCCUGCACAAUGCCCACAAGGUGUUGCUCAGUGUCGCGUGCAUCCUGGCCCAGGAGCAGCUUGUAGUGGGAGUAGCAGACAAAGACCUGUUGAAGAGCAAGUUGCUCCCUGAGCUGCUCCAACCCUAUGCAGAACGUGUGGAACAUCUGAGUGAGUUCCUGGUGGACAUCAAGCCGUCCUUGACUUUUGAUAUCAUCCCCCUGCUGGACCCCUAUGGGCCCGCUGGCUCUGACCCCUCCCUGGAGUUCCUGGUGGUCAGCGAGGAGACCUAUCGUGGGGGGAUGGCCGUCAACCGCUUCCGCCUUGAGAAUGACCUGAAGGAGCUUGCCUUACACCAGAUCCAGCUGCUCAAGGACCCAAGCCACAAGGAGAAUGAAGAGGACAAAGUCAGCUCCUCCAGCUUCCGCCAGCGAAUGCUAGGAAGCCUGCUUCGGCCUCCACACAAGAGGCCAGAGCUCCCCCUAAAUCUCUACGUGAUUGGUCUGACGGGCAUCAGUGGCUCCGGGAAGAGCUCAGUUGCUCAGCGACUUAAGAGCCUGGGGGCAUUUGUCAUUGACAGUGACCACCUGGGCCACCGGGCCUAUGCCCCAGGCGGUCCUGCCUAUCAGCCAGUUGUGGAAGCCUUUGGAACAGAUAUUCUUCAUAAAGACGGCAUUAUCAACAGGAAGGUCCUAGGCAGCCGGGUGUUUGGGAACAAGAAGCAGCUGAAGAUACUCACAGAUAUUAUGUGGCCAGUUAUUGCAAAGCUGGCUCGAGAGGAGAUGGAUCAGGCUGUGGCUAAGGGAAAGCAUGUGUGCGUGAUUGAUGCUGCCAUGCUACUUGAAGCCGGCUGGCAGAACAUGGUGCAUGAGGUGUGGACUGUUGUCAUCCCUGAGACUGAGGCUGUGCAACGCAUCGUGGAGAGGGAUGGCCUGAGUGAGGCUGCGGCUCAAAGUCGAUUACAGAGCCAGAUGAGUGGACAGCAGCUUGUAGACCAGAGCCACGUGGUGCUGAGCACUUUGUGGGAGCCACAUAUUACUCAGCGCCAGGUGGAGAAAGCCUGGGCCCUCCUGCAGAAGCGCAUUCCCAAAGCAUUAUCAGACCCAUGACUGACAAUGACUUUUCUCUGGGGCCAGACUGGCUUCUAGAGCUGACAGAUCCAGUGGUGAGGAGGAUUGUGGGCCUUUUGCUCAUCCUAGUGUGGGCCUAGAGGUCUCUGAGCUAAACUGGGCAGGACAGCGCUGGGGCUGGUGGACACAGGAAACCUACCCAGCUUGCUGGUGUUUGGCCAACACAGAGGAUGUGGCCCAUGGGGGAGCAGGCCCCUUUGGCUCCCGUCCACACCCUUGCCCACAGGUGCCUGUGAUACCUAUGGCUGACUGGGGCCAGGGCAACACCAGAACUUGUAACAGAAUUAAAGGUGAAUGUUUCCAGGUG
Molecule: messenger RNA, 2105 nt
Organism: Manis pentadactyla (Chinese pangolin)
Lineage: Eukaryota; Metazoa; Chordata; Mammalia; Pholidota; Manidae
Gene: COASY
Product: Coenzyme A synthase
Exons: 10
Coding region: 86-1777 (563 amino acids)
Biological process (GO): coenzyme A biosynthetic process
Molecular function (GO): ATP binding; dephospho-CoA kinase activity; pantetheine-phosphate adenylyltransferase activity
Source: RefSeq, a predicted model, not a curated record